Carya illinoinensis is the source of this 416-nucleotide messenger RNA. Its product is annotated as 40S ribosomal protein S12-like. The record is from RefSeq and is a predicted model, not a curated record. Gene Ontology annotation, molecular function: structural constituent of ribosome. The coding region runs from base 1 to 384 and encodes 127 amino acids. NCBI's taxonomy places the organism in Eukaryota, Viridiplantae, Streptophyta, Magnoliopsida, Fagales, Juglandaceae. The transcript has a single exon. Gene Ontology annotation, cellular component: cytosolic small ribosomal subunit; ribosome. Gene Ontology annotation, biological process: translation.
AUGUUCGGAGAAGAAGGUUCUAUUGCAACUGAGACUACGGCUGCACCUCUGGGUGAAACCAUAGAUAUCAUGACUACUUUGCAGCUUGUAUUGAGGAAGUCACUUGCUCAUAGUGGGCUUGCAAGAGGACUCCACGAAGGUGCCAAGGUGAUUGAAAAGCAUACUACACAGCUCUGUGUGUUAGCUGAGGAUUGUGAUCAACCAGAUUACUUUAAACUAGUGAAGGCACUUGGUGCUGAUCACAAGGUCAAACUAAUGAUAGUACCUAGUGCUAAAACUCUCGGCAAGUGGGCCGGUCUGUGUAAAAUUGACUCUGAAGGAAAAGCAAGAAAGGUGGUUGGUUGCUCCUGCAUCGUAAUGAAGGAUUUUGGAGAGCAGACAUAGGGUUACAAUGUUAUUUAGGAAUAUGUGAAGUC